This is a messenger RNA of Scleropages formosus (Asian bonytongue), 1976 nucleotides long. It is a transcript of the gene foxd7, whose product is annotated as forkhead box D7. NCBI's taxonomy places the organism in Eukaryota, Metazoa, Chordata, Actinopteri, Osteoglossiformes, Osteoglossidae. Gene Ontology annotation, molecular function: DNA-binding transcription factor activity, RNA polymerase II-specific; RNA polymerase II cis-regulatory region sequence-specific DNA binding. The transcript has a single exon. Gene Ontology annotation, biological process: regulation of transcription by RNA polymerase II; cell differentiation; anatomical structure morphogenesis. The coding region runs from base 815 to 1804 and encodes 329 amino acids. The record is from RefSeq and is a predicted model, not a curated record.
CUUUUUUUUUUUUUAAAAAUAAUGUUUGUUUAAUGUUGUUCAUUCAUACUUUAAUAUGUGAUACAAAUAAAGCCGAAAUAGAUUAUUUCCAAGAUGUAUCGUUGAUAACUCAGUGAGGGAACAUCGAAAGUUAUGCUCCAGAAGGCUGUAGAAUCAUCAUGUGCUGGAAUCGAAUUAUAUGUGAAUAUUAUCAUGCCACUAAGGUUGUUUUUUUUAAAGUUUAUGUUUGUUCUUAACGUGUUACUUAUAGCCGAGACGUCUCGAGACGUGUUACCCGUGGUCCGUUAUCCCAUCGGGGUAUCAGUACGGUUCCCAUACAGCUGCGUCUUGUUAUUCUGUGUCGGAACACCGUCCGCUUGCUGUGUGUGUGAUCUGGCAGUGAAGUGUGUGUGUGCAGUGUGUGUGCAGAGUGUGUGCAGAGUGACAUCAUGGUCACCUGAUCUCGGUACAGUCACAGCACACACCGUAUUCCUCCACACACACCGCCGUCCUGGGAGGAGCGCGGCGAUCCGAAGCCAGCCAGGGCGAGAACCUCGUCGUUCCUCUUCUUCGGCUAGUUUCUCCAAGAAAACGUCUGCGUGGACGUGACUGCGGAGUUCAGAGCAGACAAGUUCGAACUCAUUUGCAGUGGGAAGGGGGGCUCUGCGCAUUUCUGCCGGCUGCGUUCUUCUUCUUGUCCUUUCCUUUUCCUUGGGAAUGCCAUGAUGGGGGACUAGAACCGAUUCCAUGUAACUAGCGCCGGAUCGUCUCCGCGCCGCUCCGUGUCUCUUCCCCCGGGCGCUCUCCUCCACGUGGGGAAACGUGGUGAACGAGCAUGACUUUGGACGGGGAAUCGAACGAGGAGCUCCACAUCGACGUGGUGGGGGACGGAAUGAAGGACAGCCGCAUCAUGUCGCAUCUCCUGCCGCUACCUUUGCCUUUGGAGGACACGGGUAUUGGGUCCAGACCCAGCGGGACGGCGAUCCCAGAGGCGAAGCCGGGCAAAGAGGAUGAGCGUGAGGGCAGCGGUGCCGCCUGCGAGCAGCAGCAGCAGCAGCAGCAGCAGGAGCAGGCUGCCCCGGUGAAGCCGCCCUACUCGUACAUCGCCCUCAUCACCAUGGCCAUCCUGCAGAGCCCCGAGAAGCGACUCACCCUCAGCGAGAUCUGCCACUUCAUCAGCCGCCGCUUCGCCUACUACCGCGACAAGUUCCCCGCGUGGCAGAACUCGAUCCGCCACAACCUGUCCCUCAACGACUGCUUCGUCAAGAUCCCGCGGGAGCCCGGAAACCCGGGCAAGGGCAACUACUGGACGCUGGACCCCAACUCGGCGGACAUGUUCGAGAACGGCAGCUUUCUGAGGAGGAGGAAGCGCUUCAAGAGGCAGCAGCUCGCCAGCUUGCGCAAGGGGCCGCGCGUCGUGAUGGAGCGCGGCGAGAUGUGCUCUCCGAGCUACGCGUCCUACGCCCUGGGGGGCGGCUGCUUCCCCCUGCCGGGCCUGGAUGUGUACGGCCCGGGCAGCCCGCACUACGCCCCCGUCGCACCCGUGAGCAGCAUCUUGCCGGCUCUGUCCACCCUGUUCUCCAGGACAGCCCUGGUCUCCAAGGCGCUCCUUCCGUCGCACUCGCUGCUGUUCGAGUCCCCCGCCGCCCCCAGCCUCAGCUCCUCCUUGGAGAUGAGCUCGCAGUUAGUGAGUCCGCGUGUCUUGGGCGCGCCGCGGUACCAGACAGCGCAGAGCACAAGGAGCGGCCAAGUGGCCGGAAGCGCGCAAGCGAGCGCUGCGUCUCUCUCGCGUCUCUCCUGUUGUUUGGUCUCAGGUAAUAAAUAGGCGCGUCAAAGUCGGCUUUUGGAGCGAGAGGGAAGCCUGUUCAGUCUUCUUGUGCGUAGAUGAUGGAUUGUCGCAGUGAUCUGUGUGUGUGUGUGUGUGUUUUGUCUGGUAUCUUACUUAUAGGAAUUUUGUCGUACCUUUCUUACGAUUUGUUCUUUUUUUUUAUAUGCAU